UAUGUAAUUUUUUACACCUAAAUUCUCUUUUGUGGUUCACAAAACCUUCAAAUAAAAGUUAUUGGCUAGAAAAGAAAAGAGACGUUUUAGGGGAUUAAAUGUUUAUGUCCCUGAGUUUACAGGAGAAGGCUCUAUUCAUCCUUGGUUAGAUGCAAAGAGAAUCAAAUUAUUGACCAAAUUUUAUGAAGAUCAUCGUAAUAAACAUCGUUUUACAUUCAAAUUAUCUUCAGAUGAUAAAAAGAAAUUGAAUGAAGUUAUGUAAAAUUAUGCAGAAAUACAUGUAAAAGAUGAGAUUAUUCAUUAAAGUAUUUGAGAAUGCUCUAAGAAAAAUAUUGGCUAGAUAAACAUACAGAAGUUAUUAUGAAUGUGUAAAAGGAAGUUAACAGUUUACCAUAUGUCUUGAAAAGUGAAUUGGAUAGAAAAUUAAGUGAAAAAGAAAUGGAAUAUUAUGAUCGUCCAUAACUAGAACCUGAUUCUGUUUAUUUUGAAUAACGUUUACGUACCUUACCAGAAGAAGAAGCAUUAAACUUUGAAUUUGCUUAAAGAUUGUUCAGAAUAGCAUAAGAUAAACUUGCUUAGAAUGAGUGAUU
Molecule: messenger RNA, 590 nt
Organism: Paramecium pentaurelia
Lineage: Eukaryota; Ciliophora; Oligohymenophorea; Peniculida; Parameciidae
Source: the annotation of a GenBank genome assembly